Bactrocera dorsalis (oriental fruit fly) is the source of this 478-nucleotide messenger RNA. Its product is annotated as putative 1-phosphatidylinositol 3-phosphate 5-kinase. Lineage: Eukaryota; Metazoa; Arthropoda; Insecta; Diptera; Tephritidae. Gene Ontology annotation, biological process: phosphatidylinositol phosphate biosynthetic process. Gene Ontology annotation, cellular component: endosome membrane. The record is from RefSeq and is a predicted model, not a curated record. The transcript has 3 exons. Gene Ontology annotation, molecular function: 1-phosphatidylinositol-3-phosphate 5-kinase activity. Bases 9 to 359 code for a protein of 116 amino acids.
UAGUUCAAAUGUCUUGGUCUAAACCACUAUACAUUUUGUCACAUAGCAAAGCAGUUCUCAAAGAUGCUAUCAAUCGAGACUCUACAUUUUUAGAGAAAAAUCAAAUAAUGGAUUACUCGCUUCUUGUAGGCUUAAAUCAUGAUAGCAGUAUACUAGUACUGGGAAUAAUCGAUUACAUACGAACAUUUACUUUCGAUAAAAAGGUUGAGUCAUUUGUAAAACAAACUGGCAUAUUAGGUGGCAUGGGCAAAUUACCAACAGUUAUAUCACCAGAGCGUUAUAAGCAACGAUUUAUUGAUGCAAUGGAUCGUUAUUUCUAUACGGUUCCGGAUCGUUGGGAAGGUUUGUCAAAAACUUAAUUACUGGAGAUUUUUAAGUGAUUCAUGUUGUAUAACUAAAUAUUUAUAUUGAAAUAAAUUCAAAGUUAUAUCUGUAUUGUAAUAUGUACUGUAUAUCUUUAUACAAUCAAUAUACCGUA